AUGGCGUCCGAAGAUGCCACCGGAAAGACCGGUGUGCCGGCAACCCCUCCGAUCGCCAAUGUCGCCGCCGAAGCCAAGCUUCCAGGUGAAGGGGUAAAAUCUCCAUCUCGUACGCUUCUCAGCAUAUGCAAGUCUCUCGUUGCCGGCGGAGUUGCCGGUGGACUGUCACGAACAGCUGUGGCUCCUCUGGAGAGAUUGAAGAUUCUGCUGCAGGUACAAAACAGUCAGAAUAUAAAAUACACUGGAUCAAUUCAAGGCUUAAAAUAUAUAUGGAAAACUGAAGGUUUUAGAGGAAUGUUCAAAGGAAACGGAACUAAUUGUGCUCGUAUUAUCCCAAAUUCAGCAGUAAAAUUCUUUACCUAUGAACAAGCAUCUAAGGGUGUUUUAUGGCUCUACCAGCGGCAAUCUGGAAAUGAAGAAGCUCAGCUCACUCCUGUUCUGCGUCUUGGAGCUGGCGCAUGUGCGGGAAUCAUUGCCAUGUCUGCUACUUACCCAAUGGACCUGGUGCGAGGAAGGCUAACUGUCCAGACAGAAGCGUCUCCUCGCCAAUACAGAGGAAUUUUUCAUGCUCUUUCAACAGUCUUUCGGGAAGAAGGCCCUCGAGCUUUAUAUAAAGGCUGGCUACCUUCAGUCAUAGGAGUAAUACCGUAUGUGGGUCUUAAUUUUUCUGUAUAUGAAUCUCUCAAAGACUGGUUCAUUCGAUCCAAACCAUUUGGAAUAGCUCAAGACUCCGAGCUAAAUGUGACCACAAGGCUUGCUUGUGGAGCUGUUGCUGGAACUGUUGGCCAGACAGUAGCUUACCCUCUUGAUGUCAUUCGCCGAAGAAUGCAAAUGGGGGGCUGGAAAGAUGCUGCUUCGGUGGUAGCUGGUGAGGUGAAUAGCAAAGUUGAGUAUACUGGCAUGGUUGAUGCAUUCAGGAAAACUGUGCAGCGUGAGGGAUUUGGAGCAUUAUACAAGGGCUUAGUUCCCAAUUCAGUGAAGGUGGUCCCUUCUAUAGCUAUUGCUUUCGUGACAUACGAGAAGGUCAAGGAUAUGCUUGGAGCAGAACUGAGAAUAACUGAUUGAAGAAUUAGCAAUUCGUUGGGUUUCUAUUGGCAUUUGCCAGAAAUGAUAGUAUCACAAGGUAAUUUAUAUUUCAUUUUCUGUAAAUGAAAUUUGAAGAUUCAAUUGUAGAAAACCAUCUCUAUGUCCACUUCAUAUCCAUAUUUCAUCUAGUCUCUACAUAUUAUUUUCAUUCAGUGGCCAC
This is a messenger RNA of Abrus precatorius (Indian licorice), 1246 nucleotides long. Its product is annotated as mitochondrial adenine nucleotide transporter ADNT1-like. The coding region runs from base 1 to 1065 and encodes 354 amino acids. NCBI's taxonomy places the organism in Eukaryota, Viridiplantae, Streptophyta, Magnoliopsida, Fabales, Fabaceae. Gene Ontology annotation, biological process: transmembrane transport. The record is from RefSeq and is a predicted model, not a curated record. The transcript has 8 exons.